Molecule: messenger RNA, 3292 nt
Organism: Anarrhichthys ocellatus (wolf-eel)
Lineage: Eukaryota; Metazoa; Chordata; Actinopteri; Perciformes; Anarhichadidae
Gene: stx19
Product: syntaxin 19
Exons: 5
Coding region: 679-1581 (300 amino acids)
Biological process (GO): exocytosis; synaptic vesicle fusion to presynaptic active zone membrane; intracellular protein transport
Cellular component (GO): presynaptic active zone membrane; endomembrane system; synaptic vesicle
Molecular function (GO): SNAP receptor activity; SNARE binding
Source: RefSeq, a predicted model, not a curated record
UGUAACUCACCACUGAUGAGCGUUAAGCGAAUUUAAAGAGAUCUAAAAAUGACAUGAUGACAUCAAAAUACUUAUGAGUUUGUUUUGGAUUACAUUUCUGAUCAACUCUGGAUGAGAAUACUCAGCAGACAGGCCAUAGUGGAAUACUAACAUCAAGAAAAAAGUGGAAAUGGAAAUACAUGGAAAUACUUAAGUUAAGUACGAGUACCUCACACUUUCACUUACACAGUACUUGAGUUAAUGUACAUAGUUGCUUUCCACCACUUUUUGAAGGGACUUGUGUCCACAAGGUGGACCGGGUGAUAAGUGACAGUCCCUGAAUAACGUGGCUUUAAUGGAUAAAUUAAGUGACCAAUCCGGUCAUCUAGAAAUUGAGUUCAUGUACUGAUAACUUCACUGAUAACUUUAAAAUAAUGUUUUUGUUUUUUUUAGCAAUAUGAUGAGAAAACCUAUAUUAACAUGUGCAGAAACUCACACAAUGUUGCUUUGAAUUCUAUCGGUAAAAUGUUCAUUGUGAUUGUUAUUAUCUUCUGCAGCAGCCCAGUUCACUGACAGGAAUCAAUAAAAGUUUUAUGUUGUUUAUUUUUCAGAGUUUUCUUGUCAGCUUUGACAACAACUGCGCAUUCUAUAAUAACUUUGUGUCCUGAGGAGCGAGUUUAUGAUGAGAGUUCUUCCACAAUGAGAGACCGCUUGGAAGAGCUGCAUCUGAGGGCUCAAUACUUUUCUGAGGCAGAUAGUGAGACUAUCAACCCUUCCUCAGUGGGGGGAGAUAAUGAUGACUCUGUGGCGGCCAUAACACCACAGGCUGUGGUGUUUGAGGAAGAGCCAAUUAUUGAGAAUUUCCUGUCUGAGGCUCAGCAAAUCAGAGAUGAUAUCACCGUGCUCGACACAGAGGUCCUUAAAUUUGGCCAGCAGCAAAAGACGUUGGUGGCUGCCAUGCGUCGUUUCAGUGUGAUGAAGAAAGAGAACAGUAUAACCCGGGACAUCAAGCUCAAGGCUGAGAGCCUCCAUCGACGCUUAGACGCGCUUUCAAAACAGGUCCAAAAAACUGAGGACCAGCAGGGACCUACGUCUGUUACAACGAGAAUACAACGCUGCCAGCAUGCAGCGCUUUACAGCAAAUUCCAACAGGUAAUGCUGCAAUAUAAUGAAGGUCUGCUGACCAAGCAGGAGCGCUGUAAGCACUUCAUCAUCCGGCAGCUGGAGGUGUCUGGAAGGGAUAUGACGGAGGAUGAGGUCAAUGAGAUGGUGGCCUCUGGAAAAUGGGAAGUCUUCAAUGAGAACCUGCUGAAUGAUGCCAGAAUGACACGGUCACAACUAACUGAGAUUGAACAACGACACAAGGAGCUGUUGAGUCUGGAGACCAAUAUGAUGGAGCUGAGGGACCUGUUCAUGGACAUUUUCAUGUUGGUGGAUGAACAAGGGGCCUACAUUGAGCACAUCCAGACCAAUGUAGAAAGGACACAGGAUUAUGUGGCUGUAUCUAAUGAGAAGUUCAAGAUGGCCGCCAGAUACAAGAAGAAGAACCCACUUCGACAACUGUGCUGCUGCUGCUGCCCACCCUGGAGAUGUUGCCUAUAAUGGUCAUUUCGAAAAAAACAUUUAUUUUUUCAAAAACUCUCACUUAGCUUUUGGGAGUAAGCAACGUUGGAUUGAAGCACCAAUAAAGUGAAGGUUAUGGCACUGUGUUUUUUUGCUGUUGAACAGAGCGAAGGUGAAGACAGAUUCAGCAGAGCAUAGAAAACAAUUAGGGGGGAAAAGCCAGAAUUGUUAUUUGAGGCACUUGUUUUUUCCAAAAUGUCAGUCGACUGCUGUUGUAAGAGACAGUUCAGUGAGUGCUACUCACCAAACUGCUGCUUAUUGGAGACCUUCACUGUCAUCUGACAGAGGUCACAAACAAGGGGAAACCACUGCCUCGGCCACUGCUCGAUCAGCAACACGGAUUUACUUUUUUUCUUCCACGGAGCUCUAGUUAAUGACAUUUUUUUGAAUUACAGUACCUGCACUUUAAGACUAAUCUCUAUAUAUGAAUAUCUAUUCUUUUCAGCACAAACUAAAAUUUAAGGUAGUGGAGAAAGAUUUUCUUUCUGAGAGAUUUUGAGCCAUUAUGUAUUAAUUUCAUUCUCGGUAUGCAUGCUGAUGACAUUUUUUUUUUUUUUUUUACAAUUAUAGUCUCAUUUGCAUUUCAAAGUAUGAUCAUUUUCUGUAAAAAAAAAAAAUAUGAAUCCUCUUCGGUUUCACAGAGUCAGGGACUCAAAUAAAACUUUAAAUAAUGCGCCUUCAUCACAAUUUUCUUCAUGGUGACAAAACUGCCAGAAAUCACUGAAGUCAUUUGAAGGCUACAUUUCAGGAAAUAUUUAAUUUCUCUGGAUGUUUUGUAUUUUAGAGAACUUCAAUUUAUGAAUUUGUUGGAAACGUGUCAUUGUUCAGAUAAAAAAAUGCUGGCAUACAUCAUUAUUAAUAAAAUUAUUAUUUCCCACAAAAAGAGAGCAGUGACUCUUAAUGGAGUGGAAGCUCCCGCUUGAGAGAGAACCAGCAGUAUAACUGGGAAUAUGCUGCACAUCUGUAAUAAGGUAAUCUUCAUGUUGAGUAGAAAAUAUCAACAAAUGUUCCCUAUGGGGAAAGUGACUAAGAUAUGAUAAAUUAGUAAUUCAUUUCAGGUUCAGUUCAUACUGUAGUUUAACUAGCCUCUCAUCAGCAGUGACAAUGAUGUUCUUUAGUGAGUCAGGGACCCAUGGUGUCUGGUGUCCGGGACAAAAUACAGGUGAACUGGGUGUGCCAGAGCCAGACUGGAAAAUCUGGUUUGUCUGCUGCUUCCAAACAGAUACUGUAUGUUCCCAUAGGUGAGUAAAUAGAACCGUUAACUUGUUAGAUAAACAUUAUAAGCACAUGCACAUUUUUACUUUGGUUUGAGCUUAAGAGUAAAACUGACAGACAACCAUAAGUUCCAAAAAUUGACGUUUUGUAAGUCAAUUUAGUUGCCCCUCAGGGGAUUGAUGACUCAUGUGACACCUAAAGAAAGACCAUCUAUCAAUGAGAUACUUCAUUUCGGUUAAGUAGUAUUUACACUGCUCCCUCAGUUCCAGGAGCGGAACCAGGUGUGGCAUGUUUGAGCUGGUGUGUUUAAUGACUUCCUCUAUCAGACUGGAAAAGUCUCCUCUUGAAUCUGAUCUUCUGUGUUCAGUCUCUGAAUGGCAUUUUAAAACAAAUACAUAAAUGCAUCUGAUAUGUAAAUCCAAAUAUGUUAUUCAUCUAACAAUACAUUGUAAUGCUGCACAGCAUAUUUCUGCCU